AUGUCAGCUCUCAUCUCCCACGCGCAGCACGCCGCGGGCACCGUCGGAUCGCAACUCCAACGCACCGCAGGAAGCGUGGGCACUUCGCUCCAAACAACCACCAACAGACUCCUCCCUCCGCAACAACGCGAGCAGAAACUCAAAGACCUGCGUGUCUUCGCCAACCGCAACCCCAAGCUCGCCGUGGGUCACACUGCAUCCUUUCCGUCUCCUUCCCCAUUAACAUGUGAUCAGACAUUCCUCUCCAUCCAAACCUUCCUCCUCGGCAUCCCCACGCUCCUCUUUCUAACCUUCGCCCUUUCAACACUCCUCAUCUCCCUCUCAACAUGCCUGCUGAUCGCGCUUAUCUCCGCCUUCAUAUACACCGGCCUGGCGGUCGGGUUCGCCCUCCUCUUCCUCGUGCCCACGCUGUUCAUCGCAAGCUUUGCUGCGAGCUGCGCCUUCCUCUGGGGCCUGGCGGUCUAUCUUGUACUCCAGCGCUUCAAUGAGGGUGAGGCGCCGGGCAAGCCUGGCACGAGAGUGGGUGACAAGUUGCAUGGACUGACGGGUGGCAGGUUGGGUUGGAUGGUGGAUGGGGCAGAUGACAAGCCGGUACAGGUGGGUCAGGCACAGAAUGGUAAAGGCACGAAUGGGCGUACGGGUCACGACGGUGGUCGUGGUGCAUCAGGUGAAGAAGGUGAUGGGAUGGUGAAUGGGAAUGGGUGGGAGAGUAAGUGGGCGAUGGGUAUGAAGCCUCAUAGGGAGAAUGCGGAUGGGCAGGAGAUCAAGGUGGAUACGGUGGUAAGUUGCUGA
Molecule: messenger RNA, 792 nt
Organism: Parastagonospora nodorum SN15
Lineage: Eukaryota; Fungi; Ascomycota; Dothideomycetes; Pleosporales; Phaeosphaeriaceae
Exons: 1
Coding region: 1-792 (263 amino acids)
Source: RefSeq, a predicted model, not a curated record